Heterocephalus glaber (naked mole-rat) is the source of this 2723-nucleotide messenger RNA. It is a transcript of the gene Mrps30, whose product is annotated as mitochondrial ribosomal protein S30. Gene Ontology annotation, cellular component: mitochondrion; mitochondrial large ribosomal subunit; ribosome. NCBI's taxonomy places the organism in Eukaryota, Metazoa, Chordata, Mammalia, Rodentia, Bathyergidae. Gene Ontology annotation, biological process: translation. Gene Ontology annotation, molecular function: structural constituent of ribosome. The record is from RefSeq and is a predicted model, not a curated record.
GCGUUCAGGGACAAUUUCUGAAGUUGACCUCUGUUUCCGGAACCGCAGGCGAAAAUGGCGGCGGCCAGGUGUUGGAAGCUUGUGUUCCCGGGUCGGGGACUUUCGUUGCAUACCGCUGCUGAGGCCGCCUCCACGGCUAUGGAGUCAACCAGCACAGAUGUCGGGGCCAUUUCCGUUGCGCGGUACCCGCCGAUUGUGGCUUCCUUAACAGCCAAAAGCAAAGCAGCACGGCUGCGGCGGGUGGAGCGCUGGCAGGCGACGGUGCAUGCGGCCCAAUCGGUGGACGAGAAGCUGCGCAUCCUCACCAAGAUGCAGUUUAUGAAGUACGUGGUUUACCCGCAGACUUUCGCCCUGAACAGCGACCGCUGGUACCAGGGCUUCACCAAGACCGUGUUCCUGUCGGGCCUUCCUGCUCCGCCCGCGGAGCCGGGGCCCUCGCUGGACUUAGCAGCCUUACGCGACGUCGCCUGUGACAGCCUCCUGCAGGAGAGUUUCUACCUGCGGCGCAAACGGCGCCCUCCCCUCUUUGAGGAGCUGCAGACCGUCGCCUCGCCCUUCCUGGACCAGCUGUUGGCGGCCCUCAUGGGCCAUCUCACCCCUCUUAACCCUGUCUUGGCUUCAGCGGCUGUUGAUUGUAAGCGCCCAGUUCAUUUUUACUGGCUGCGUGGUGAAGAAAUUAUUCGUAGUGGUCAUAGAAAAGGCCGAAUUGAUGCUUUGCGAUACCAGAUAAAUGAUACACCAAACAACCAGAUUCGAAUCUCCAAGCAACUACCAGAGUUCGUCCCAUUGGAUUAUUCUGUACCUAUGGAAAUCCCUGUUAUGAAAUGUAAACCUGACAAGCUUCCAUUGUUCAAACGGCAAUAUGAAAACAACAUAUUUAUUGGUUCAAAAACAGCAGAUCCAUGCUGUUACGGUCACACUCAGUUUCAUCUGUUACCUGACAAAUUGAAAAGGGAAAGGCUUUUGAAGCAAAACUGUGCUGACCAGAUAGAAGUUGUUUUUAGAGCUAAUGCUAUUGCAAGCCUUUUUGCUUGGACUGGAGCACAAGCUAUGUAUCAAGGAUUCUGGAGUGAAGCAGAUGUUACUCGACCUUUUGUCUCCCAAGGUGUGAUCACAGAUGGAAAAUAUUUUUCCUUUUUCUGCUAUCAGUUAAAUACUUUGGCAUUGACUGUACAAGCUGAUCAAAAUAACUCUCGUAAAAAUAUAUGCUGGGGAACGCAAAGUAAACCUCUUUAUGAGACAAUUGAGGAUAAUAAUGUGAAAGGUUUUAAUGAUGAUGUUCUACUUCAGAUAGUUCACUUUCUACUGAAUAAACCAAAGGAAGACAAAUCACAGCUGUUGGAAAACUAACUGGAAACAUUUGAUUUGGGAGUUUGAGAAUAUCUGUUUCACAAAAGGAACAAUAAAAAGAUCUUUUAAAAUGCUGUGUGUAACUGAGUUAUUAAAUGCAUUGAUUUUUGAGAAGUGUUUCUUAGGUUAACCUGUCAUACUUGACUGUGGCAGCACGAAGGAUGAGAGAUUACUGAGAAACCAUGUUCAGUUUUAUCUCUGAGAGCCCAGAGUGACUGCCUUUUAUCCCUCAGCUGAAAGACUCUCAGGAAAAAAACAGCCCUGAUCUGAAGCUUCUGGCGGCUUUUCAUUGAUAGCACCAAGAAGCAAAAAUAAAGCACAAAAGAAAGAAAGCACAAGAAUUCAUGUAAGAAGCAUGGGAAAGACAGGAUGAUCUGCAGUGACUCAUAUUUCCAUCUAAACAAGCCAUUGGGGAGAGAACAGUGGCUGGAGCAGCCACAGUGGUGUUGCCUCACAAACUUGAUUCUUUCCAUGAUCCUGGAAACUGAGUUGGAAGAGAACCAGAUUAAAUUCAGUGGUUAGGUUUGAUGUUGACCUUUUGGAGAAAUUUGAUUCAGUUCUUGUCCAGUUUGGUUUGUGAUCAGAACUGUGGAGAGAAUUGAGUUCAUGAACUGAGGUACCACUGUAUAUCUAAGUAUUAUCUGUAUUGGAUCCUGUUCAACUAUUGCCCUUGCAGGUAUGCUAUAAUCUUUAGCGAUGCAUUCCAGGAAGCCUGAGCCGUCGCUACAGAGGAUCCCUUCAUGUCAAAAAUCAUUUUAAUCACUCCUCCAGCGAGGAUUAAGACAUCUUGUUCUGCUCAAUUAAUCACUGAAAGAUUUAAUUAUAGCAUAUUGAUUUAAAAAUAUUUUUUUACAUAUUUUUAACUGGAAAGACUAAUUGUGUUACUUUUAAUACCUUCAUAUUGCGUGUGAUUUUAAUCAUACAGGUAGUAGUUCAAGUAUUUGAUAAUAUGUAGAUAUUUUGUAGUUUUUAUCCAUUUUUUUUUUGUUAAUGAAUGGUAACUGUCUUGAGCCCUACUCCUACCCCUUCAAAGCAUGAACAAUAUUUUGCAUAUACAGUAAACCAAGGGGUUUGAUAAAAUUCUCAAUCUUGAUUUAUAAAGAAAAUAGAGAUUCUAUUCAUAAGGUAAUUUAAUGAGAGUCUUACAUUAAUCAACACCCAAUCAUGUUUAAUGGUAAAACACAGAUGAUAUUCUCAUUGAAAAUAAGACAGAAUUGACCUUUAUGUGUUUUGUUUUGCUAAUCCAUUAAGUGGCUAGAAUCAUAGAUAGGCACUCCAUGUAUGUUUGUUGAAUGGAUGUGAAUUAACUAAUCUUCCUACUUUGAGAUCUGCUAUGUCUUCAUAUUUUUUAUAUCAAUAAAGUUCAGAGUUUA